GAUGGUUUUCACAGCUCUAUCAGGAACAGAAACUCGAAGACUUUAAAUAGAGUUUUUUACUAGGCAAUCAAAAAAGAGAUUUUUACAAAAUAGCCAAGCAAAAUUGAAAGUGCGAUCUGGGCUGGAUUGGAUUGAUUAUUUGUGGUUAUUGGAAGGCUAAGACUAAUGCUCUGCUGCAAACAAAACCAAAGCAAUUAACUGCUCUAAGCAGCUGGCCAGUAUUUCACUUUUUAAAAGAAGUGCGUAAAAUAAUAAAUAAACGAGUGGUCGUGCGAUUCGGGGAGCAAGAAGUUAACUCGGCGCAGGAUGUUACAACAGCGUCAGUGUAUUGUAGUCAAUAUGCGAUCAGCUAUUGCCUUAAUUGUCAUUUUCGUGCUCAAUGGCAUUAAGAAUAGCGAGACAGCCAGCGGUGGCAAUCAAAUGGAUCUCAGUGAUUCCAAGGCAGAUCACAGCAAGGACAAUAGUAAUGUUAGCAACAACAACGACAACGAGGUCUUUAUGCCUGCAUUGGGCAACAUGAUAACCAAAUCGUUGGCCAAUGAAUCAAGCAUCAGUAGCGGCAAUGGCAACGGAAACGGCAACCUGGUGUGUCCCAUGGAUAAGGACACACCUUGUGAGAAUUUGCCGAUCCCAUGCAUCCGAUGCUCAUACAACUAUGCAUGUCACUAUGGACGUGAGGUGAACAUUACAUGCGAGGCCAUUAACAAUGUCCAAUGUCAGGGCGAACGUUCGUUUCAACGUUCCAUGAAUUGCCGCUAUUGCUAUCAGACAGAGCUGUGGCAACAGAAUUGUGUUCAACGCGCCCACUGCAAUUCGGCAGCGGAUAAAUAUUAUCGUACCAAUUGCACCGUUUCGUCAGAAGUCCUGUGUCUAGGAAAUCGCUCAUUUACCCGAAAUUUGCGAUGCAAUUGGACGCAAGGAUAUCGAUGGAGUACGGCUCUCUUGAUCAGUUUAACAUUAGGUGGCUUCGGAGCUGAUCGCUUCUAUUUGGGUCACUGGCAGGAAGGCAUUGGUAAACUCUUCAGUUUCGGUGGCCUCGGUGUGUGGACUAUAAUCGAUGUGCUACUUAUAUCUAUGCAUUAUCUGGGUCCUGCCGAUGGAUCGCUAUACAUUUAAGCCACACAAAAGGACGUGACUUUUAGACAUAGGUAAAUGUAUGUACAUAGAUAUAGUUGUAGAUUAUAGUAGUGUAUACAUAUGUUUCGCAUAAGACUGCAAGCCAAAAAAGCCUAGAUAAUAAGCAAUAAAUGUCGAAUCAGAAAUAUAUAAUUCUGUAGUAUGGUUUUAAA
Drosophila willistoni is the source of this 1289-nucleotide messenger RNA. RefSeq names its product TM2 domain-containing protein almondex (gene amx). The record is from RefSeq and is a predicted model, not a curated record. Lineage: Eukaryota; Metazoa; Arthropoda; Insecta; Diptera; Drosophilidae. Bases 307 to 1116 code for a protein of 269 amino acids. The transcript has a single exon.